Messenger RNA from Drosophila erecta, 4406 nucleotides. RefSeq names its product Krueppel homolog 1. Gene Ontology annotation, cellular component: nucleus. The transcript has 4 exons. Gene Ontology annotation, biological process: regulation of transcription by RNA polymerase II. The record is from RefSeq and is a predicted model, not a curated record. Gene Ontology annotation, molecular function: RNA polymerase II cis-regulatory region sequence-specific DNA binding; DNA-binding transcription activator activity, RNA polymerase II-specific. Lineage: Eukaryota; Metazoa; Arthropoda; Insecta; Diptera; Drosophilidae. Bases 1223 to 3595 code for a protein of 790 amino acids.
UCGUAUUUCUCGACGAGCAGGCAACGCGCACGGACGUGACGUUCACCGAAUUUCUCGGGAACUUGGACCUCGAGUAGUUUUAGAAAGUUAAUGCCCAGCAGCUGCGAAUCGCAAAGAACCUAAUCAAAUCGUUAAAUACUACCUACCAAUCGAUCUCGUUUGCCUUAUGAAGUAGAAGAAAAGUGGUGGUCGUUUAGUGUUAUAGUUUCCAACGCAAGUGCAAUUUCUAAAUCAAUUUUUUACGUUGUGUGUACGUUACAACUAAAGACUGACAGCUCUGAUAUAUCGGAAAGCCGAAAUUAAGUUCAAUUCCGGCGAGCUGACACAAAACAGAGGUAGGAAGUGCUAAGAAUUAGUGAAUUAGUAUAGCUGUAUAACGUUAUGCAUGUAUGUAUAGCCCGAAUACUACAUAACAACCUAGGUCAAUACUGUUUAAAGUGGCGUGUGAAUGAAUGUGCGCAGAGAUAACAAUAACGAUUGCUAGUUGCUCAGCAGAUAAUAAACACACACACACAGGCACACACACACGCACAUCGGACCACACACUCGUGACUAGAACAUAUUCACGGAAAUCGGAAAAGAACAACAAAAGCCAAAGCAAAAACAAACAUCAGUGCUUCAGAGUCGAGUGCAAGAGAGCAGCACGAUUCUAAACUUGAAACUAAUAAUUUUAUAAUAUCAAAGCGCGAAGGUUGUGGACGAGUGACGAGUGGCUCGCCCGAAGAGAGCCGAGUGUACCCGAAUGCCCGCACAUCAAGUAUACGUACGAUCGCUUGCUCAGCGCCUUUCAGUGCUAGCUACCAGUGCCAGCUACCACCAACAAUAACAAUAACAACAACAUUACUGCGAAAAACAGAACGGAAGACAGAAACGUUCCUCUUCUAACGGUCUCAGUGAAUUUUGUAAUUGGUCAUCGGCGACUGCGAAAAGCAGAGAGAGAGAGUGAGCGAGAACUGUCGCUGCGAAAGCGAUUACGGUUACGCGGCGCAGUGAAAAAGUGAAAAAGUUUAGGCGGAAAACACUUGCCUCUGGUCGAUUUGCGUGUUUGGACGCGCGACUCCCUCAGAACUUGCGAAAAAAAAAGAAGAAAAAUCGGAGAAAGAGCAGAAAAGUGAUCACACGUCAGAACGCCAAUUUGGAUUACCUUUUGCAACCGAGGAGGACUUUUAAACUAAAUUCUACGGAUUUUAUUGAUCAAUUUUAUGAUUCAGCCACAACCAAAAUGGUUUACUACUCCGCCAACCAGCUGCUCAUAAAAACGGAACAAUCUAGUCAGGCGCAGUUCUGCCUCCAGGUGCCGCCCCCAUUGACGGCGACGACCACGAGCGUGGGCAUCGGAGCACCGCCGUCCGGCGGCCAGCAGGAGCAUUUCGAGCUGCUGCAGACGCCGCAGCAGCGACAAAUGCAACUGCAGCUGCAGGACCAGCACCAGCAGGAGCAGCAGCAGUUCGUCAGCUACCAACUGGCCAUCCAGCAGCACCAGAAGCAGCAGCAGCAGCAGCAACAUGAUAGUAUUACUACCGCAGCUCCGACGGCAGCCACAUCAACCCAGCGGAUCAAGACAGAGGCCGCCGGCGGAUUCCCAGCGGCGACAGCCAUGGUGACGCAGGUGCGCAAGUCCAGCGCCGGCAAACCGCAGUUCAAGUGCGACCAGUGCGGCAUGACCUUCGGCAGCAAGUCCGCGCACACCUCCCACACCAAGUCGCACUCGAAGAACCAAGAUCUUUCCCUCAAUGGCGCCGCUGGAGCCGGCGUCGCCGUGCCUGUCUCAUCCGCGGCCAUCGAGCUCAAUGAAGCGGGUCUGCCGGUGGGCAUACCCAAGAGUCCCACCAUCAAGCCGCUGGCCAACGUGGCUGCCGGAGCGGAUCCGUAUCAGUGCAACGUUUGCCAGAAAACAUUUGCCGUACCCGCCAGGCUGAUCCGCCACUACCGCACCCACACUGGCGAGCGACCGUUCGAGUGCGAGUUCUGCCACAAGCUGUUCAGCGUGAAGGAGAACCUCCAGGUGCACCGGCGCAUCCACACGAAGGAGCGUCCGUACAAGUGCGAAGUGUGCGGACGGGCAUUCGAGCACUCCGGCAAGCUGCACCGCCACAUGCGCAUCCACACCGGCGAGCGGCCGCACAAGUGCUCCGUGUGCGAGAAGACGUUCAUCCAGUCCGGCCAGCUGGUGAUCCACAUGCGCACGCACACCGGCGAGAAGCCGUACAAGUGCCCAGAGCCGGGCUGCGGCAAAGGCUUCACCUGCUCCAAGCAGCUCAAGGUGCACUCGCGGACGCACACGGGCGAGAAGCCCUACCACUGCGACAUCUGCUUCCGUGACUUUGGCUACAACCACGUGCUGAAGCUGCACCGCGUCCAGCACUACGGCUCCAAGUGCUACAAGUGCACCAUCUGCGACGAGACGUUCAAGAACAAGAAGGAGAUGGAGGCCCACAUCAAGGGCCAUGCCAACGAAGUACCCGACGACGAAGCGGAGGCGGCGGCAGCGGCAGCGGCAGGAGCAUCGACGUCCGCCGGCUCCUCCGCCGGAUCGCCGUCCUUGCAAGGAGUCAGCAGCAACUCCGAGAGCAGCAACCACUCGCCGCCCAGCUCGCCGCCGGCCACAAAGAAACCUCGCCAGGCUCGCCAGCCGCGCGGUUCCAAAACCGCGGCAGCCACCCUUUCCAUCCCAACCUCCUCGCCGCUCUCGCCCAGCUCGCUCAGCUCCACGUACUCGCCAUCGGCCAGCAGCCUGGCCUCGCCUCCACCCACGUCGGCCCACUACCUGCCCGUCCAGAUGGACGCGGAUGCCUUGAGCCGGGACAGCGGUGUGUCCAGCGCCCAGCCCGCCCACAGCACCUAUGCGGACGAGGAGCCCACAGACCUGAGCAUGCAGCAGGUCCAGGGUCAGGUGCCGGAAAGCACCGUGGUCUACUACCAGGCCCCGCCGACUCUGAUCGAGCUUCAGCCCCAAGCCGCUGGUCUUACCAUUAAUCCCGCCCUGCUCGAAGCGGCCAGCAUGGCGCGUCGCCACCACGACAACGAUGACCAGGAUGAGGAUGUGCAGGCAGCCGCCAUGCAAAUGAUGCAGUUGCGUCGCGGCCACUGCUCCUUACCGCCGGCGGAGCAGGAGGCGCCGAGCCACCAGCCACAGGUUCCCACUCUGCACGUCAGCGAUCUGGCCGCCAACUACGAUGACACCCAUGAAGCCACCGUGCUGAUCGAGCACUUCAAGCGCGGCGAUCUCGCUCGCCAUGGGCUGCACAAGGGCUAUGCACCAGUGCCCAAAUAUGAAUCCGCUCUACCCCAUCCGGACAUUGUGCGACGCUUGGAGGCGGCCAUCGGCCUGCGGUCCAGCACGGAGUCGCCCGAACGGAGCUCCUCGCCGGAGAGCGACUCCCUGAUGAUGGCCGACCGGAACGUGAUGACGCUGCCGCUGCGCAAGCGCAAGCACUACAUGAACAAGGUCGACGACGACCAGGUGGAUUCGGAGAAGGCCAGCGGCGAUGGCGCCUCCGCCGCCAGUGGCGCCGCUUCCGUUGGCGCCGGGGAUGGACCCGGGUCGAAGGUGAUACGGAUGAGCUCGGUCAUUCAGUUCGCCAAGGCAUCGUAGGGGUCCAAGGCCACUCCCCAAUCAGCAUUAAGACUGUCCAAACAAAUUCUAACUGAAAUUAGCUUAGGUUUUUUCUCUGGGGUCGUGGUUAGGCCUGGAAAGAAAACAAAGAGACGGAUGGAUAUGGCAGAGAGAUAGUUUUCAAGCAGCGAAAAUGAAAAUGCCAAAAGUAUUAAAAAGGAAAAAAUUUGUUUUAAAAUUAAUAUUACCUCCUAUUACGUUUUAUUGGCUUGAUCCGAUUUUUGUUGAGUGUUUGAUUUGAAAGUUUCCCAAUAUUGCAAAAUUUCAUUUUAGUUUGGCAUAAAGCAUAUACACGUAUGUUAGGUAUAGUUUGUUUUCCUGUGUUGUCACUUAGUCAAAUUGCAACAAUUGGCAUUAUGCAUAUUAGGCAUUAGCAUAACUAAGUUAAUUAUAUGUAAACGAUCGAUCACUUAACGACACCCAAUCCCAAAACCGUACACAAUAAUAAGUUACGUGCAUAAUUCUACACACAUAUUAAUGAGAACGAAAAACAAAGGCCAUAUUGGCGCUUAAUAUUUAUACAAUACCUAUAAUAUAAUACUUAUUUAUUAUAAACUCUGCUCGCCAAACUUCUUCCUUCCCCUCCACCAUUAGUGUCAACUAAUCUUCGACAUCAUGUACCCAUCAUUUUAUAUGCAUUUUAUACACUGAAUAAGGGAACACUGAGGAAAAGGAUCGGUAACUUUAAUUUUACACACGGAGAAUAUUGAACUGAUAAACAAGAAGAACGCAAGCAUAACUAGGUUUACACAUUUUCAAACCAGAAGAUAACAAAUAUAAUUAAGAGCGU